UCCUAUAAAUAUGGGAUCAAAAGCAUAAGCAACAACUAAUAGCAAUCAAGGUUUUCUACAAGAUCAGCAAAUGUCGAUCAUUCCAAGCUUUUUUGGAGGCCGGAGAAGCAACGUCUUCGACCCAUUCUCUCUUGAAGUAUGGGAUCCUUUUAAAGACUUUCCUCUUGUUCCCUCCUCUGCCUCCGAGUUUGGUAAAGAUACCGCAGCGUUUGCUAAUACGCACAUUGACUGGAAGGAGACUCCGGAGGCUCAUGUGUUCAAGGCCGAUCUUCCAGGGCUGAAGAAAGAAGAGGUGAAGGUAGAGGUUGAAGAAGGAAAGGUUCUUCAGAUCAGCGGAGAGCGGAACAAAGAGAAGGAGGAGAAGAACGACAAGUGGCACCGAGUGGAACGCAGCAGUGGCAAAUUUCUGAGGAGGUUCAGGCUUCCAGAGAAUGCAAAGGUGGAUGAGGUGAAAGCUGGUAUGGAGAAUGGGGUGUUGACUGUUACUGUUCCAAAGGUGGAGAUCAAGAAGCCCGAGGUCAAGGCCAUUGAUAUUUCUGGUUAAACUACAGAUCAAAUUCUGUGUGCCUUGUUUGUCAUAAUGGUCAAUAAAUCUUUGUAAUGGAGUCUGUCUCUGUGUAUUUUGAGUGUCAUGGAAACAUGAAUUAGUGCAUUGUACUCUGUUUUA
Molecule: messenger RNA, 667 nt
Organism: Daucus carota subsp. sativus
Lineage: Eukaryota; Viridiplantae; Streptophyta; Magnoliopsida; Apiales; Apiaceae
Product: 17.8 kDa class I heat shock protein
Exons: 1
Coding region: 71-544 (157 amino acids)
Biological process (GO): protein folding; protein complex oligomerization; response to heat
Source: RefSeq, a predicted model, not a curated record